Molecule: messenger RNA, 1798 nt
Organism: Epinephelus fuscoguttatus (brown-marbled grouper)
Lineage: Eukaryota; Metazoa; Chordata; Actinopteri; Perciformes; Serranidae
Exons: 4
Coding region: 723-1214 (163 amino acids)
Source: RefSeq, a predicted model, not a curated record
AGCUAGGGUGGGCUAAAUCAGAACAUGGACACACACAAACAUACUUAGCAGGAGGGGGGUGGCACUGGAGCGUUCUACAGUUGCUCAGUGACACAAAUACGUUCAUGAGGAAAAACCCGGAGAUUCCCUUUUGGUUUCAUACAUCGAGGAUUUUACUGGACACACUUCUUUUGAGUUUGGAUUACUUUGGUCACUGUGAGGCUCCUGGAUAACCUGUGUGGAUAUCUACUGUAUCACAUCGCUGCUCCUGUGGGUGCAGGCACAUGUUUGGUAAUGGGUGUCAGACUGUGAGGAGACUGGGUGCACGAGAAGAGCGACAGAUUGACAAGAGCAAACAAGCAGACGCACAUAAAACCCAACGCAGCUUUUGUUUGUGGUGACACACGAACCAACCCAUCAAAUCCUCAUCUCUAUUUAUUACCAAUGUGAUAUUUGAGAUUUAGAUUAAAUGAACUAUAUCUAAACAGCGCAAACUAUUCCAUUUACUAGCUCUAGCAGCUGCCGUGGUGUCUCCUGCGAAGCAAGCAACUAGUACAUAAAAUAAUGUAAAUAUUUGUAGCUGACAUUCCAGCGUCAAAGUUUUUUAAGAAGUUGCCUCUCAUGGCGUUUGGAAGCUGAUACUGUGGAGAGCUGCAUGACACAGCUUUAAAGAUUAGUUAGCUUCCAGAUAUAUUCACUGAGAUAUAUUCACACCAUCUGUCCAUCCGUCAAGAGGAGGCGAGAUGUCGAGGCCUCCGUCCUCCCAGACCACCCCUCAGUUCUACAGGGUCAGCGAAAGAGAUCUCUCCGAGGUGGAGCUCCACUCUGUGGACUCUAUCAACGAUCUCCACCGAACACACCCGGAACACAGCCACAAAGUGAUGAGGCCUCCUCGUCCUGCGUACUCCCCCUCCUCCAAUGGGAAUCUCUACACAAGUGACAUGACAGCUGUCAAUCAAAGAGGCCGUCCAGUCAGCGGCAAAUGGCAGAGUCGUCUACAGGACAUGUUGACACCCAGUUCAUCGCGUGCCUAUGCCAUGGGCUGUGCUAUUAUCACCCUGCUUCUGCUAACAGUGUUACUCAUCUUCUACUUUUUGGUCCAGCAGGGCGGCGCAGUCCGAAUGCUGACUGAGGCACUAAAGGAGAAAGAGGCUGCAGCCAGAGAGCUGUCACUGUUGAUCCAAGAAUUGCAGUCCCUGAGACACAACCUGACAGCCCUGAGAGGAGGGACAUAAUAUGCACAGAAACCAAACAUGAAUACACACACACACACACACACACACACACACACACACACACACACACACACACUGGACAUGAGAGUAAAACUGUGUUUUACACUGGAUUUUUCCUUGAGGAGGAAACACUUGUUGAAAUGCUCUCUAAAUGUGUCUGUGUUCAUGAUAACAUGUAACUGAUGAAACUGUAGAUGUAGUGUGGAGACGGGAGGUUUCUGGAAACAUUUCCUCUCUCACCUGCUCUGCUAACUGUAUGAAAAGCACUUUUGAAUGAACCCAAAUAAUUUUUGUUCUGUGAUGAUGCUGUCAUUGAAGCUGUAUAAGUGGUUGGAUUAAAUGAAUGGAGGUAGUAUAUGUAUAUCAUAACAUUACAUUGUAUAACACACAUUUAAUGUAUUUGAUGAUUCAGCAUUAUUGCUCAAAAAUAAUUGUUAUUUUUGUGACACAAAGUCUAUGUCAAUGAUACACUGUCUUAAACCCUUUAAUGUCUUCACUAAGAAAAUAGCAAUAAAAAAAAAGAAUCCUUUUUAUUUCCAUGGGACAAUACUAACAAAAAUAAAUGUUUCAUUUAAAAAAAAAAA